Pecten maximus is the source of this 1950-nucleotide messenger RNA. Its product is annotated as alpha-(1,3)-fucosyltransferase C-like. Gene Ontology annotation, molecular function: alpha-(1->3)-fucosyltransferase activity. The transcript is spliced from 2 exons. Lineage: Eukaryota; Metazoa; Mollusca; Bivalvia; Pectinida; Pectinidae. Gene Ontology annotation, cellular component: membrane. The coding region runs from base 129 to 1223 and encodes 364 amino acids. The record is from RefSeq and is a predicted model, not a curated record.
UGUAACCAAGACCGAGUAAGUAUAUCAUACCGAGAAAUAACCUUUUAAAAAUAGUGUGCAUCAGACCCUUUCGUGUAUGCUGUUCCGUAUUUGAAAACAGGAUAUCAGUGGUGACACAUUUGAACGACAUGAACCACUUGUCCGAAUAUAAAGUCCAAGGUACAACUUUACUUACAGUUUGUAUCGUGAUGAUGUAUUUACUCGCAACAAUGAGUCCUGUCGGAUGGUCCCGAUACCAUAAGAACCUCUAUCAACCGUCCUUUCUGGUGAAGUCAAGUCCUGAAAUGGUACAUGUUCUAUACUAUAACCAGCCUGAAUGGGUGAGUGGGAAGGAGUUCAACGGUUGUCAAUACCCAUGUAAAAUGAUCCCGCGAUCAACAAAUUUUUCCUCUGCAAAGUUUGUUAUUUUCCACGGACCACGACUAAAUUCUAGAAAACCACCAAAGAAGUCAUCUGGUCAGGUUUGGAUUAUGCAUGGUAUGGAGUCCCCGCCUCACUAUUGGAACGACUUGUCACAAUGGAAUCAUUUGUUUAAUUGGACAUUUACGUAUAGAAGAGAUUCCGAUGUUUUAUCACCUUAUUCAGGAUUUCAACAUACUCCACGAGAUAUAACACCAUCUGUCGAGUGGAAAACAAAAGACAGAUCAUCAGCCUGGAUGGUUUCUCACUGUAGAACCCCAGGAAAACGAGAACAAUACGUAAAAGGUCUCCGGAAAUCUGCUGAUGUUCACGUGUACGGCAACUGUGGAACAUAUAGAUGUUCACGCGCCAAAGAAAGUGGUUGUAUGGAAAUCAUCCGAAAGCAUUAUCGGUAUUAUUUGGCAUUUGAAAAUUCUUUGUGUGUAGAUUAUGUAACAGAAAAAGGGUUUAAAACAUACACUUUUUCUCCAUCAACAAUCUCAGUGAUGAGAGGUGGAUCAAAUUAUUCCCUCUUCUUUCCACCCAGUUCAUACAUUGAUACAAAAGACUUUGAAAGCGCCUUUACAUUAGGAAAAACUAUCAGUAUGAAUGCAAGUGUAAUGGAAAAUACGAAAAUUGAACAGUUUUUCUCAUGGACAAAAUCUCAUUCCAUAACCCCAAACACGAUGGACCACAAGAAAUGGUGCGAUUUAUGUGAACGUAUUCAUCAUGCUGAGAGUCACAAACGUUUGUAUUCAAAUAUCAAAAACUGGUUAAAUGACAAUCUAAGACCGGGAUGUAAAUCUCCAAGCGAUUUGAGGUAACUGAUUUAUUUUGUUUUAUAUCCAUGUUAAAAGGAUUCAGUUUCCGUCACCAAAAUAUUUGAAGGGCAUAUGUUGCUAACAUUAUAUUUACAUUCUAUCCUAUUUACACUCCAAAUAUAGUAUAGGCUGCUAAGAUGGCACUUUAACUAAAAAAAACAACAUGAAAUUUUCUCAUUCAGAUUUUAAAAAUUGAUUAAGCGAAAUUUAGUUGCUUAAUAAGUGGCCUCAAGCGCUGAACUAAAUUAGCGAGGUUUAACCUAAUAUGGUUACAAAAUGUACAAGAGAUACCGUUUGCGAAUUGGCGACAUAUAUCUCAAAUUUUUACUUUACGAAAAAUGCUACGAUUUCAAACAGGCUCGUGAACAUUAUUAAAUGUAUUCUCUUUGAAACAUAUGCUGGAUAAAAAAUCUGUAUUAAUUACAUUCAUUUUUAAUGAACAGAACUUCGUUUGAUUUAGUAAUUGGAUUACACAAUACAUAUUGUAUUUGCAAUAUCAAUCAAUGCCUUAAUGGAAAUAAUGGAGAAGUCAGGCAACUAUAUGUGUACGUGUGGAAAGGGGAUAUACGUAAUUGUGUGGGUGUGAGGCCAUUGAUUCAUGCUUUCUCUCUAGACGAUUAUGUUUAUUAUCUACACUCGUUACACUGCUACCUGUUGUCCUCGGCGAUAUAGCAAGGAAGGUGGUAGAAUCAAAAUGUGAUGAAAUAUAAUAAAAAAAAUUUAUUCUGAA